Rhea pennata is the source of this 6202-nucleotide messenger RNA. It is a transcript of the gene FGFRL1, whose product is annotated as fibroblast growth factor receptor like 1. Gene Ontology annotation, cellular component: plasma membrane. Gene Ontology annotation, molecular function: fibroblast growth factor binding; fibroblast growth factor receptor activity. The transcript is spliced from 7 exons. Lineage: Eukaryota; Metazoa; Chordata; Aves; Rheiformes; Rheidae. Bases 153 to 1616 code for a protein of 487 amino acids. The record is from RefSeq and is a predicted model, not a curated record.
CGCCGGGCGCCGGGGCCGCGGGGCUCGCUCGCCGCCGCGGAGGGCAUGAGGCGGCGAGCGGCGGCGAUGGGCGCCAGCGCGCGGUGCUAGAGCGGCAGCCGAGGUCUGCGAGGACGGUAGCCUGUACAAUAAGGAGGGAUCUGGUUUUCAAAAUGGAAUUGCAGCUCGCGCUCCUUUUCGCAGGGAUAAUUGCAUUUUCUGACUCGGCAAGAGGUCCACCGAGGAUUGCCGAUAAAGUGAUCCACCGUCAGUCUGUGAGAUUAGGCAGGACCAUCAAGCUCCUGUGUCCAGUGGAAGGUGACCCACCACCUCUCACCAUGUGGAUGAAGGAUGGGCGGACUAUCCACAGCGGCUGGACAAGGUUCCGAAUCCUUCAGCAAGGGCUGAAAAUCAAGGAGGUGGAAAGCGAAGAUGCGGGAACGUACAUUUGCAAAGCUACCAACGGCUUUGGCAGCACAAAUGUGAACUACACCCUCAUUGUGAUUGAUGAUGCCAGCUCAGGAAAGGACAGCCAGGUACCUGAAGGCUCCAAUGGAGAAUAUGAAGAUCAUUCUGGGAAGCAGUGGGCCCGGCCUAGGUUCACUCAGCCUGCCAAGAUGAGACGGAGGGUGAUCGCCCGUCCUGUUGGGAGCUCCAUCCGCCUGAAGUGUGUGGCCAGUGGGAAUCCUCGGCCUGACAUCACGUGGUUAAAGGACAAUAAGCCCCUCACACCCCAAGAGAUUGGGGAGAACAAGAAGAAGAAGUGGACACUGAACCUGAAGAACCUAAAGCCAGAGGAUAGUGGCAAAUAUACUUGCCGAGUGUUUAACAAAGUUGGAGAAAUCAAUGCAACGUACAAAGUUGAAGUAAUCCAGAGGACGAGGUCCAAGCCCAUCCUGACAGGAACGCAUCCUGUCAACACGACAGUAGACUACGGCGGGACCACAUCAUUCCAGUGCAAAGUCCGCAGUGAUGUCAAACCUGUCAUCCAGUGGCUGAAGAGGGUGGAGUACGGCACAGAGAGCAAGUACAACUCCACCAUUGACGUCGGGGGACAGAAGUUUGUUGUGCUGCCCACCGGGGAGGUCUGGUCCCGUCCUGAUGGUUCUUAUCUGAACAAACUGAUGAUUACUCGAGCCAAGGAAGAGGAUGCAGGAAUGUACAUUUGCCUGGGCGCAAACACUAUGGGCUACAGCUUUCGGAGUGCUUUUCUCACAGUCCUGCCAGAUCCCAAGCCUCCGAGUGCACCUGUGCCCCCCUCCUCGGCCAGCAGCCUGCCCUGGCCCGUGAUCAUUGGCAUCCCGGCUGGAGCAGUCUUCAUCUUCGGGACAAUCCUCUUGUGGCUUUGCCAGACCAAGAAGAAGCCCUGCUCUCCGCCGGCCGCUGCCCCUGUGCACCGGCCGCAGCCGCGAGACCGCAUCUGCGUCUCCCAGGUGCCCGACAAGGACUGCAUCUCCUCCAUAAACUACGAGGAAUACGUCGCCCAGCAGCAGCAUUUACUGUCCCAGGGGCCUGCCCUUGCCCCAGCUAUGGCAUCCAAAAUGUACCCAAAGAUUUACACGGACAUCCACACCCACACCCACUCGCACGUGGAGGGCAAAGUCCAUCAGCACCAGCACAUUCAGUACCAAUGUUAAGAGUGUGCCCAUGGACGGUAGCUCGGCUUGGGCUUUUCCUCAUGGUACCUCAGAAGAGACUGCUCCAAGUCAGCUCACACUGCCAGCAAUAGGCAAAGCAACCAGAAAAGAUUAUAUAUAUAUAUAUAAUUUUAAAUAUAUAUAUACAUAUAUAUAUAAUUGUAUAUGCGUGUGUGUAUGUGUGUAUAUAUAUAUGUGUAUAUAUCUAUAUCUAUCUAUAUAAAUAUAUAUAUAAUAGAGAGAGAGAGAGAAAAGAGAUUUUUUUUUUAAUUAUCGCAAUCAGGAUGUAGCCAAGGAGUAAUGAAGGAGCUCCAAAUCUCAGUAAAGAGGCAGCCAUGGCAAACAGCGCAGCCUUCUUGCAUUUUCUAAUCCAGGUGGCGACAAAUAAGAUGGGACACAUUGAUGUGAGCCAUCAUCUCCUUACUUGUGUUGCUAGGAGCAAUAUGAAGGAUAAGAGGAGACCGGAGAGCUUUUCCAGGUGGGCACUGCAGUUGCUGCACCUGCUGAAUAUCCAAACCCCCCCCAGAACAUCACUUGCUUUGGUGGGAGGUCAUCAGCCUUCUCACCCUUGGGAGAACGCAGGGGAGCCUAUUCCUUCAGAGUGACUCAAGCCUUAAAGUUCCUGAGGUUUAGUGCCAAAGCGCCAGGAGACACAGUCAUUUCACCUCUUUUGCGGGGGAAAAUAUAGCAUGAGAGCUUCGGGAAAAAGUAAUUUCCAUUCAAGACGUGAAAUACCAAAUGCUUCACAAGAGCAGUUCAUCGCGUCUGAAAUUAUAACCGAGCCAGCUGGUCCAAAUUCUGUAAAGCUGUUGUGUUUCUGGCAUGGAGGGGUCUGAAGAUCAAUAUGCAAGUGCUGCGUUCCCCCUAGUCCUGAGACUCAGUGCCACUGCCAGGAGAAAGGAAGGAUGGGAAGAAGAACGUUGUACAGAACAUCUUUAUAUUUAUAUUUAAGAAAUAAUAAUAAUUAAUAAUAAUAAUUGAACUGCUGAUGGUCAAGGAAGUGAAACACGCUGCCCUUCUCUGAUGGCUUACAGUGACAAGCUACUAGAUUUUUUUUUAUGUCAAUGCAAAAUACCUGAAAAAUGUUAGAUAAAAAAGAAAGAGAAAAUAAGAAAGUAAAAUAAUAAUCUUGUAGGAAAAAAUGAAUUUGAUAAAUAUGCACCUAGGUUGUGUGUGGUUCCUCCCCUCCCUUCAGAUAACAUCUGAAAAUGAUACCAUUUCAUUUUAGUUUAAACAAAAAGGAGAGACGAUUAAAAAAAGGACCAUAUUAAAUACCUAAAUGGACUGGAAAUGAAUCCAAUUGCAAAUAUAAGCCUUUGUAAUUCUAUAUAGAGUUUAAACAGAAGUCAUGUAUAUUUAAUUUAUUUUGUUAAACAAGAAAAAAUGUAUGAUAUUUUCCUCAAAACAGGCAUUUCUAUACGUAUUUUUGAUCAAAGAAAAUAAAGAUUUCUUUUUUUUUUCAGGUUCUAUAGAUGCCAUGCUCAGCAUAUGCUCCAUGUAGCGCGUAGCUGUUUAGCUUAACUUGAGCGUUGACUGUUGGUAUGCCCUUUCACAUUAGCCACGUGUAAUCCCCUAACAUCAGCGCAGGUCCUGCCAGUGCCAUCCUUUCCCCAUCCUUUCCGUUAGAAAGUGGCCUUUUCCGCUGGUUGUAUCCAGGUUGGCAGGGUCUGCACUGACCGGAUCCCAGCUCACGGAUCCCACGUUGUCUCUCUGCAGUAGCAAAGUUCUCUGCUCACAGCAGAAUCCUUUUUACCAUGUAUUGAAGAGGGGAAAAAAGAAAAAAAAGAAAAAAGAAAAGAAGUUGGGUUUGUUUCCUACCCACCAACCUGUGUUGGGCUUUCUUGCAAAAAGAAUGUUUCUUAACUCAAAACGUUAUAAUUUGUGAGCCUGUAAAAUGAGUUGCAGCCUCAGGGGGCUUGGGAGAGCAAAAUGGGCGAAUGGCUCGAGCCGUCGCUGCAGCUGCCAAGCCUGCAAGAGUCGGCAGAGGUUCGGUCCCUGCAGCGAGGGCGAGGCGGCGUGGCUGGCCCGCACGGCGGGCUCACGCCGCGGUCCUGCUGCGUGCUGCACGCAGGCACACGCACAGCGCUGAAGCUUUGGCGAAGGCGGAUGCAGCAAUGCUGCAAUGCGGUUUGCUGUUCCCCCGAGUCUCGCUUCAAUUUAGUCGAUGGAGGGAGGGAAGAAAAAAAAGUUUGGGUUGACCUGGGGUGAUUUUUCGGCUUGCUUGUCUGAGUCGCCAGCAAGCGGAGCAGCUCACCGUUUGCUGCGCCGUAGCGCUGGGAUUGGGCCACGGUUCAGCACAGCACGGAAGCUCUCGCUUUCCUUUGCCACCGCCUGCCCAGCUCCAUAGUCCUCCUACUGCCUUAGCCACCGGCAUCAGGGAUCCAUCCAUCACCAGCAUCUCCCUAUGCCCCUGCAUGCCGUGCUGGCAGUGGCCAGGGCACUCUAGUGGCACCUGGGCACAGGAGGAGGAGGAGGAAGAAGAGGAGGAGAACCUGGGAGGCCUUUGCACUUGUGUGGAGUUUACCAGCUGGAUAUUAUAGUGCGAUACUCAUGUAUCCCUCACAGUGGUCUUCCUGCAGAGGUUAAUAACAAGGCAAAUCAUUGCUUGUGUUUUUUGGAGAGGUCAGGGAUCGUUUAGGCAUUGUUAACACUAAUUUAUCAAGUCCAUAAAAGCUAAAUUCAGAUUGUGAGUAUCCAUACACAUCCCCCCAUUUUCAGGGAGGCUUAACUAUGAGCACUAAAGGCUCUGUUUGGAUAUAAGGUGUAAUUCAGGCAGGAGUUUUUAAUGGCUGUAGCUUAUUGAGCCAUUUCAUCAGAAAAUAUAAAAUGCCUUUCUACACUAAAAGUUCACCAUCUCUAUUUUAAAGAGCCAAUAAGCUGAUGUUUCCAUGAGAGCUACAGCUACUUCUCAUAGCUCCUGUCUAUAUAGGAAUCAUGCUAUCCUUGCUACCACACAUUGCAGCCCUGUGGAGGGCAUGGCGGGAGGCAAGCUUCAUCUCUGCGUGAGGCCGACGGCCCUUCUCAGCCCUCCGUGCCCCAGGAUUGUCCCAAGAGGAUGCUGCUGCACACGCAGCAGGAGACUGUGGUGCUGACACUGCUUUCAAAGGAGGGCGUGCACACCAUUUUUGUGUGGUUCAUCUCUAAGCAAACUAGGAGACUGUGUUAUGGCACUUUUUUUAAGGUGGCAGCUGUAUCUCUGAUCUUCUAUGAAAGGGAUGGUUAAAAGAAGUAAUCCUGUAUGUCCCAUAUAGUCCAGUCUUCCACGCCAAGGGUGAUGCUCUCCACCAGUGCCUUCUGCCCAUUGUAGUUCUGAAGUUCUCUGGUGUGGUGUCACGAAAUCAAAAAAGCAUAUAUAUUGCCAAACUUCUCCAGUGGAAGGAAUGGCUCCUUCUCGCCCUUUAAAGCUCUUGUUUUUAAGUGCAAAUUUUUUGUGAUGCUGAUAAUGAGAUUUACAAGCAGGAACUCUCCAGAGAGCCACCCAACAUGGACCAUGCAAGGGCUAAGGGCUGCUGCAGGUCUCAGUCCAGGUGUUGAGCACGCAAGUGGAGUCUGGGACACCUUGUGUGAGAUGCCACAAGGGUCUUAUUUUUUCAAAAAGCUCUGACUGCUCAUCCUGCCUGGAGUAGCAGCUCUCUCUUUGGUAUCACAUGCUGGACACUCAAACUGGUGGUCACUUUGUGAAAUCUUGGUCAAGGCUGGGAUCACCUGACAGCAGGGUCUAUGGAGUGGUGACCCCUUCUGGCAGUCCCAUGUGCUCAGGUGGGCUGGGAGAAGGGCAGUGAUGACCCUCAGCCAGCCUUGUCAUUGCUAGCAAAGUCCUAAAGGCAGAGCAGUGGGUAUAUUCUUAGGUGAAAUUCACCCCUAGGAAAACACAGUCUUAUGUUCUGCUUAAACAGAAAUGAGAAUACUGUCUAGGCCUUGCGUUGGCUUCCUGCGCAUGGUGGGUUUUGCCUUUCGAGGGAUUAUUUUGCCUCAAUUCUAAGUGCUCAUGCAAGAGUCACUCUGCUCCAUGCCCACUGCAUGCCUUUUGUUUUUAGGGCUCAGUUGUGCUCUGUGUAUAUUACAGUCUGCCUUGGUCUAAAUAAAUACAGCCAGAUCCUAUCCGGAUCUCAUUUUCUUCAGUGGGACAAGAUUUGCAUUCAUCUUUGUUCGUGAAUACUAGGAGUUUAAAAAAAAAACAUAGUCUUGCUAUUAACUACUGACCCUAUUUUCAAUGCAGAAAGUUUUUCUUUUAUAUAUAUAUAUAUAUAUAUAUAUAUAUAUAUAUAUAUAAAUGUAUAUACAAAUAUACAUAUAUAUGUAUGUGCCAGACUCUUACAGAAGGCAGUCAUACUUUUAACAACAUGUGGCUUCAAGGAUCAAAGGAAAUUUAGGCUUAAAACUCACCAUCUUUGUUUAUUUUAUUUGUGUUGCUGAUCAAACAUGGCCUUAUAAGUCAAUUUGUGUGUGGCAUUUUUAAACUUUGUAUGGACAAUCUUUGUACUGUCAUCCCUUUUAAACUGAAAACUUUUAUCAGCCAUUUACAAAUAAAAAAUGUCAUGUCAUUUUCAAUUGGUGGUAAAUACAGUGACUAGACACAUCAAAAA